This is a messenger RNA of Arabidopsis lyrata subsp. lyrata, 781 nucleotides long. RefSeq lists its product as uncharacterized. Lineage: Eukaryota; Viridiplantae; Streptophyta; Magnoliopsida; Brassicales; Brassicaceae. Bases 208 to 639 code for a protein of 143 amino acids. Gene Ontology annotation, biological process: negative regulation of cell population proliferation. The record is from RefSeq and is a predicted model, not a curated record. The transcript has a single exon.
AGAUUCGAUUCCCAUGCAACCACAUUUAUGCAGCAUCCAUGCAAAGGAUCUAGUCAUGGUCAUGUAGACCCUAUUAUAUACAUACAUAUAUGAUAUACAAUAGACACUUAAACCCAUUUUUGAUAUAAACUAUCUCUCUCUCUCCACGCACAAUAUACAUAUAUAUAGACACAUUUGGAUCAAUAGAAGGAAGCACAUUGUUGAUUCAUGGAUGUUGAAAAGCUAUGGAAUCAUACAAAGAAAGAUGCCAUCUUUCAAACUACUCAUUUCUCUUCUUCUUCUAAACCCUUUUUCACAAGAAGCUUCUCCACAAAAACUUCAUCUUCUCCUUCAUCCAAAUCCCAUUUCACUAGAAGCUUCUCAACAAAACCUUCGUCGUCUUCUUGUUCUUCCGAACCCAUUUUCAGACGGAGUUUCUCCUCAAAGCCUAAAGCUUCGAAGUCUUUGAUUUUGUCUAGAAGCUGUUCCACGAAAUCUUCAGCUGAUUUCUCCUCCAAGUCUUCUCUCUCUAGAAGCUUGUCUCAGAAAGGAGCUUCGGUGACUGGAAAAUGCUUCAAAGUCGCCAAGGAGCAGAAGUCCCGCUUCUACAUAAUCAAACGCUGCGUUUUGAUGCUCGUUUGCUGGCACAAACAUUCUUGAGAUUCAUUGCAUUGGAUCCAAAUAUAGAAGAGAAUCUUUGUGGAAGCAAAAACAGUUAUUAAAUUUAUAACUAAUGAAAAGGGUAUUCCAUUGCAUUUGGUUCUGUUCUUUCGUUAAUCCUUUGUUUCUUUUUCUCUAUCAA